AUGGGCGAGGAGGAUGAAGACGAGAUGAGACUGAGCAAUUCUGUGACACCGACUCUAUCUAUGAUAUGGAACUUGGGCAACACCAAUGAUAAAGGGCCGGUCCGAGCAGUUUUGAGGCCCGGGGCAAAUGCAAAAAAAAUGGCCCUUCAACGAUUAAAAGGGAAAAAAAAUUAUCGGGCGGCUGAGGUUAGAGAGAAAGAACAGAGAGAAACACUGACAUAUGAGAAAUUCAGCAAUCUCCGUGUCUCUAACAUCAAUGGCGGCUCUUCGAUUUCACUAUCCUCUUUUUCUGCUGCUCACUCCAAUGGAGACGUACCCGGUUCGAUUUCCAAAACAACAUCUUUCUCCCAGUUGAUUGAGUCGUUGAUUGAUAGAAAGAACUUGACGGAGGCAGAAGCGGAGGAGUCUCUUGAUUUUCUGCUGCAAGAUGCCAAUGAAUCGCUGAUAAGUGCUUUUCUUGUUCUUUUGAGAGCCAAGGGUGAAACUUAUGAAGAAGUAGUGGGAUUAGCAAGAGCCAUGUUCAAACACUGUAAAAAGGUAGAAGGAUUAGAUGAUGCUGUUGACAUAGUUGGAACUGGUGGUGAUGGUGCAAACACUGUAAAUAUCUCAACCGGAUCAUCCAUAUUAGCAGCUGCCUGUGGAGCAAGAGUUGCAAAGCAAGGGAAUAGGUCAAGCUCAUCUGCAUGUGGAAGUGCUGAUGUAUUAGAAGAAUUGGGUGUUGCCAUUGAAUUAGGCCCUGAGGGGGUGAAAAGGUGUGUGGACAAAGCAGGAAUUGGUUUCAUGAUGUCUCCGAUAUAUCAUCCAGCUAUGCAAAUUGUUAGACCAGUGAGAAAACAACUCAAAGUGAAAACCGUAUUCAACAUCCUUGGUCCUAUGUUAAAUCCAGCACGUGUCCCUUUUGCAGUUGUUGGUGUUUACAAGGAAGAUUUAGUUCAUAAAAUGGCAAAAGCACUUCAACGAUUUGGCAUGAAAAGAGCACUUGUUGUCCACUCUGAAGGCUUGGAUGAAAUGAGUCCUCUUGGGCCAGGGCUAGCCCUUGAUGUUACCCAAAAUUCAAUUGAGAAGUUCUCAUUUGAUCCAUUGGAUUUUGGAAUGCCACGUUGCACAGUAGAUGACUUGCGUGGUGGUGAUUCUAAAUACAAUGCAGAAAGCCUAAGGCGUGUAUUAUCAGGAGAAAAAGGAUCUAUUGCUGAUUCAUUUGCACUCAAUGCUGCAGCAGCCCUUUUGGUGAGUGGGUGUGUAGAGAGCUUAGGAGAAGGAGUGGUUAUGGCUCGUGAGACUUUAGAAUCUGGAAGAGCAAUCAAAACUCUUGAUUCGUGGAUUGAAAUCUCUAAUAACUGCGUUAAUAUUGAAGUGAUGGCAUGAAAUUGAGUUGAAAGGUGAGAAGCUGUUGUAGAUUCAAUGGCAUAAUUAGUUUUUUUGAAGGUUUGCUUGUCUUUCAAUUUUGGAGUUUGUAAUGUGGUGUAUGCCAUUUUCGUGGUGAGCCCAUAUUCUAAAAGAGCAUAGAGGAUUUUGUUUUUGGUUUUCGGAGAAGAUAUGUAUUGAUAUGAUGCGAUGCAAUGAAUUAGUGGUUCAUUUUGAAAUAAUGAGAUAUGGCAUUUUCUUGUAUUUGUUAUAAAAAGUUAGGAAUUGAAUCAUUUUGAAAUAAUGAAA
This is a messenger RNA of Lactuca saligna, 1653 nucleotides long. The record is from the annotation of a GenBank genome assembly. NCBI's taxonomy places the organism in Eukaryota, Viridiplantae, Streptophyta, Magnoliopsida, Asterales, Asteraceae.